AUGUCGUUCGGAUCGUCCAGUCUGCUGCGUGGCGACUCGUCGAGCGACGCGCUGACGUAUCAACGCCCCCCACGAGGAGGCGUGCGAAAAGAGCCCCGGCAGCGGCGGGUGGUGGAGUGCAAGGUGAAGCGGCGGAAGGAGCCACGGCUGGAUGCGGUGAUUGAGAGGAACAAGAAGUUCCGAAUCGUGCAGCGCAUUCAGGAGCUGCUGGGGAAACAGGAGGGCGGGCGUAUGAGUCUCAAGGAGCUGGGGAAGCAUCGGAACAAGAUUGGGCUGUCUGGGGGACGGAGAUGCGUGGCUCUCAUUCGCAGGUUUCCAUCAAUAUUCCAAGUGUACGAUAAGGGUGCGGGCAACAUAUGGUUCGAGUUGACCCCGGAGGCGGCGAGGAGGGAUGCGAGGGAGAGGGAGCUGCGAGCCAUCAUGGAACCCAUCUUAGUGGAUAAGCUGUGCAAGCUGCUGAUGAUGUCAGCAACGCAGUCCCUGAGUGUGGAAAGCGUUGGGCACGUGCGCAGAGAACUGGGCCUUCCAGAGGACUUCAAAACGUCCUUCCUGCCGCGCUUCUCCGAUCGCUUCAGAGUAGCCACCCCUCCAGCAUCCCCUCCGGGUACCCCUGCUGCUGCUGGGGGGCCGGUGCUGGUGCUGCAGCAGUGGGACGAUCGCCUGGCACUGUCCGUGGCAGAGGCGAACGAAGCAGCAGCGGAGGCUCAGGAAGAGGCUCGGGAAGAGGCUUGGGAAGCGGCUCGGAAAGAGGCUCAGAAAGAGGCUCGGGGAGAGGGUGAUACCCCCCAGCAAACCCUAGCCACCCAAGCUGCUCAAAUCCCACCAGUCUCUCCAGGCACCCAGCUCCCUCCCCCCAAGCCCUCUCUGACGCCUGAGCAGCUGGCAGAGGCAGCGAUCGGGUUGGGCCGGCACAAGGCAGAGAUCAGCCGCAUGGCCUACAUCACUGGGAAAACCAGUGCAGACCAGGAGAGGACUAGCAGUGGUGUUGCCAGUGGUGCCGGUACUGCUGGGAGCAGCAGCAGCAGCAGUAGGGAGGAGCGGUACAAGAAGGCCGUUCGGCUGAGCUUGAAACUCAACCUACCACCAGGUCUGAAGCUGAAGCAGUCUGACCUGCUCCGGCUACAGAGGUUCCACGCCUCCCCUCCCAUUUCCCCAUAUGCAAACCCACUCGAGCUUGGGAUCUCUCCUGAAUCAAUGGAGGCGGAGAGACGGGCAGUUGCCGUGAUUCGGGAGUUUCUUUCGCUGACCGUGGAAAAGCGGUGCCUGAUCGACCAGCUGACGCAUUUUCGGAAAGAUUUUCUUCUGCCCGCGAGGAUAUAUGCGCUGCUGCUGCGGCAUCCGGAGGUGUUUUAUGUUUCGGUGAAAGGGGUGCGGGAUUCGGUGUUUCUGCGAGAGGCUUAUGAAGGGGAGGUGCUUAUAAUGAGUGAUGAGCUGGCGGAUGCUAUAGAGGAGAUGAGAGUUCUUAUGGAGGAUGGAAGGAGGAGGAUGAGGAGGGGAGAAGUGGAGAGGGGGGAGAGGGAAGGGAAUGGGAGGGGAGGGAGUGAUGAGGAGAGUGAGUGGGAGAGUGAGGAUGGGGAGGAAUGGGGAUUGGAAGAUGAGGAGGAAGAGGAAGAGGAGGAGGAGGAAGAGGAGUGGGAAAGGGAGGAGGGUCGGAACAGGAGGGUUGUGCCGGGGGUUUGGAAACGGGCGAAUGGGCAAGCAGUGGGGAGUGGUGGUAGAGGCAACUCUAAUGCCAUGGCUGUGGAAGCGGGGAGAAGGGGAGGGGAGAGAGGAGUGGAGAGUGGAGGGGAAAGAAGAGUGGGGAGAGGCGUGGGGAGAGGAGAGACUAGAGGAGUGCGGAAAGGGGAGAAUGAGGGAGAGAGGAAGUGGGUGGGGGUAGACAGGUGGGGGAGGGAGAGUGAGAGAGUGGAUGGGGCUGGGCGGGUGCCUGUAGGGAGUGCAGCUGGGGAGGAGAGUGAGGGUGAUAAGAGAACGGGCCGAGAGAAGGAGAGAAGGGGCGGAGAGGAGGAAGAGGAGGCUGAGGAGGGGGAGGAGGGGGAGGGGGGGGAGGAGGGGAGGGAGGAAGACGAAGGGGGGAGAGGGCGUGCAGCAGGAGUGAGGGGAAGUGAAGAUGAGGCGAGGAGGGAGAGGGAACGAGUGGGGGUGACAGGGGGCAAGGAGAAGGGGAGAGGCAAGGAGGCGUGGAGGAGCAAGGGCAUACACAGGCAGGGAUUGAUCAAAGACAGGUGUCGUCCUCCCGUGAAGACCGUCCUCGCGCUGUCCGUCCCGACGCCGUCCCGUCGCCCGUCGAGUCGCGAUCCUGACGAGGCCCGUCGCCCGAAUUGUCGCCUCCAUCGACAUCGCCCUCGCUAUCUCCCGUCGCAGCCCUCCCCUCAGUUCGCGUCGCCUCGCUAUCUCUCCCCUCCCAUCCCGCACGCCUUUCUCUUCCGUCACCCGUCUUCUCUCCCGUCGCCCCUCCCCUCCCAUCGUCUUUCCUCUCCGGUCGCCUUUCCUCUCCGGUCGCCUUUCCUCUCCCGUUGCCCUUCCUCCGUAGCUUUCCUCUCCCGUCGCCUUUCCUCUCCCGUUGCCCUUCCUCUCCCGUCGCCUUUCCUCUCCCUUCGCCUUUCCUCUCCCGUCGCCUUUCCUCUCCCGUUGCCCUUCCUCUCCCGUCGUUUCCUCUCCCGCCGCCCUUCCUUCUCUCCCGUCGCCCUUCUCUCCCGUCGCCCUUCUCUCCCGUCGCCCUUCUCUCCCGUCGCCUUUCUCUCCCGUCGCCCUUCCUACUCUCCCGUCGCCCUUCCAACUCUCCCGUCGCCUUUCUCGCCCGUCGCCCUUCCUACUCUCCCGUCGCCCUUCCUACUCUCCCGUCACCUUCCUCUCCCGUCGCCCUUCCUACUCUCCCGUCGCCCUUCCUACUCUCCCGUCGCCCUUCAUCUCUCCCGUCGCCUAUUCUCUCUCCCGUCGCCUAUUCUCUCUCCCGUCGCCUAUUCCCUCUCCCGUCGCCUAUUCCCUCUCCCGUCGCCCUUCCUCCCUCCCGUCGCCCUUCCUCUCUCCCGUCGUUGUCACUCAUGGUGGAAGGGCAGCAGUGCUAGUGAAACGUUUUAG
Messenger RNA from Closterium sp. Naga37s-1, 3081 nucleotides. The record is from the annotation of a GenBank genome assembly. NCBI's taxonomy places the organism in Eukaryota, Viridiplantae, Streptophyta, Zygnematophyceae, Desmidiales, Closteriaceae.